This is a messenger RNA of Mycotypha africana, 1869 nucleotides long. RefSeq names its product kinase-like domain-containing protein. Gene Ontology annotation, biological process: intracellular signal transduction; protein phosphorylation. NCBI's taxonomy places the organism in Eukaryota, Fungi, Mucoromycota, Mucoromycetes, Mucorales, Mycotyphaceae. Bases 112 to 1848 code for a protein of 578 amino acids. The transcript is spliced from 2 exons. Gene Ontology annotation, molecular function: ATP binding; protein serine/threonine kinase activity. The record is from RefSeq and is a predicted model, not a curated record.
CUUUCUUUUCCGUUUGAAUAAUCCCAUCAUUUAUUUGAUCUGCCCUCUUCAUUAAAGAUUAAGAUAAACCACUGUUUCAUAACUGAUAUUGCAAUUGAACCAACGCAUGCAAUGAGCGAUACCAACACAAACAACAUCAAGAGUUUUAAUAAUAAUCAUUUUGCACAAAAGUUGCAAGAUUUAGAUUUCCAUUCACCUGCCAAGAUUUUUCAGACUAAACAUGCCGUUCAUCAGUUUGAAAAUGUCACGCCUGAUGUUUCUAUACCUGGCACACCUCUACUAACCCCGAACCGUGCCCAUAAAAGCAUAUACUCUACCUUGCCAUCUCCUUCUCUGCCGCCGACCGCUGUACAUACCCCACCUUCUCUUUCUCCACAAAAUAGCGAUAAUGGCGGAGAGCAAAUUAAUAAGGAGGCGGACGAUAUGACUAAGAAACAAGAGAAGAAAGCCUCUUCAGCGUCGUCCUCCGCUUCUACAUCAUCAUCAUCAACGCACUCUUUUCCAUCUGCAAACGCAUCGUUAGGUUCCCUUGAUACGAAAGGCAUCCCUGCCAGUGUUACCUCGUUGCCCGUUCGACCUACCACACCGUCUCAAUUCGUUUUCAAAAAACCACACUAUAACAAAGAAUACCAUCAUACUCAUUUCCAUCAUUUGGAAAAGAAAGAUACCAUUUUACACGAUCUGAAGAAAUUAUUCAAGAAAUCUUCUGAUAAGAAAAAGAAUACGAAACAUCAUCAUCAACCACCACAUCGUGAUAGCGAUAAGACAAGACACUCUUCGCUUUCAUCAACCCAUACAGCAGCAAGCGAUGUCUCGUUUGCAAACGAGUUCAAUCGGGGUUUGGAAGGAAAAUAUGGAAAAUGGGGCCGAUUUGUUGGUAAAGGUGCUGGAGGUUCCGUACGCUUAAUUCGUCGUAGCACGGACGGAAAAACCUUUGCAGUCAAGCAGUUUCGCAAACGCUCUCCCACCGAACCUGAAAAAGAAUACAUCAAGAAAGUAACAGCUGAGUUUUGUAUUGGCUCCACAUUACAUCAUAUGAAUGUGAUAGAAACCUUGGACAUCAUUCAAGAAGGACGUGAAAGCUUCUUCGAGAUCAUGGAGUUUGCACCGAACGAUCUGUUCAACAUCGUCAUGAGCGGCAAAAUGGCACGUGAUGAAAUUGCGUGUUGCUGGCGACAGUUACUCAAUGGUAUCCAAUACUUGCAACAAAUGGGUCUUGCCCAUCGUGAUUUGAAACUAGAUAACCUUGUGUUGGACGAACGUGGCAUUCUCAAGAUCAUUGAUUUCGGUUGUGCCGUAGUCAAUAAAUACCCGCACGAAACGAAGGUGCACAAAAGCAAAGGUAUUUGUGGUUCAGAUCCUUACAUUGCACCUGAACAGUUUGCAGAACCCGACUAUGAUGCUCGCUUAACGGAUCUUUGGUCGUGCGGUAUCAUCUUUGUUUGCAUGUCCAUUCGUCGUUUCCCUUGGCGCAUGCCGGUUCCUGAUAAGGACCAGUCCUUUAAGAAUUUUGUUACGCCUUCGACCGGCAGUGCGGAUAAAUUAUUCAAGUUGCUGCCUCGUGAAUCGAGAUACAUUAUGGAACGUAUCUUGACGCCUAAUCCUUUGGAACGCUGCACGUUAGAAGACGUCCUCGAAGAUGAUUGGGUUAAGAGUGUUCAUAUGUGCACGCCUACUCACCCUCAAACGGACCAUCCUCAUCAUCUUACUGUUGAACCAAGUCCACAAGUCAAAGAAGCCUGUCAUAUCAUUGUCAUUGAAGAUACCGCACCGUCCGUGGUGGAAAAUGAAAAACCAAGCUCUUCUGAUUCAAAAAAGAAAAAGAAGACUCUUACGUUUAGAAAGUAAAAAAAAAAAAAAAAAAAAAAA